Molecule: messenger RNA, 3200 nt
Organism: Physcomitrium patens
Lineage: Eukaryota; Viridiplantae; Streptophyta; Bryopsida; Funariales; Funariaceae
Product: fructose-1,6-bisphosphatase, cytosolic
Biological process (GO): fructose metabolic process; sucrose biosynthetic process; gluconeogenesis
Cellular component (GO): cytosol; cytoplasm
Molecular function (GO): fructose 1,6-bisphosphate 1-phosphatase activity
Source: RefSeq, a predicted model, not a curated record
GCUUCGUUGCAGAGACAAAUAUAGGAUGCUGAUUUUGUAGCUCUGUGUUGCUUUUGCCUAUAAAAGCUCGGCCAUGGCAAUGCGUGAGUGGCUGCGGUGGUUGUUGUGGACGAAGGGUGAAACGGCCCCGCUUAGUUGGGUACCGGGAGUGAAAAUUGCGCUACUGUACAAGGAGAGGAAAAGGGGUCUCGUGAAGAAGGCGGUGGUGGUUUGAGGGAAGGUGCGCGCUGGUCAUGGUCUGACUUUUCGCCGCUGUUGGGUUGAGCACCGCUCCAGCGAAUCGGAAUUUUGGCUCCUCUUCUUGCUCACCAGAGUCCAGACACCAAGUUUGUUGGCCGGCAUCGCUCGAGGCGCGAAUGAAUGCAGCCUCCAUAUGCUUCAUAAUUGCCUAGUCGUGGAGUCUGAAGUUUUGAUUGCUCUGGUGUUUGACUUCUGGGUGUUGAUGGUAUUGUUAUUGCUGCCUCUCUCGUAGUUCCUGCUAGUUUUUUCUUUUUUGCGUUGUGGGCAUGAGUGAGAGGGCAGUGGUUAGCGCUGACUUGUCGUGCUGCUUUGUCUGGUGGUGUGGAGUUUUGAACUGGGGUGAGUCCUCGAGAGAAGAUGAGGGCGAGAAGAAGUGGGAGUAUCGUGUGUCAUUUGGUAUUUGAGAAGACUUGAGCUAUUUAUAAUGUCCAGAGGAAGGACCCAGCAUUGCGGGUUGAGAGAUUUCUAGUUGUCGCCGCAGCAUAGGUUGAGUUCUUGCGAAUGAUGUAAUCCGGCAGCCUCUAAUUGUGGUAUUGCUUCAUCGCUGAUGUGUAGUUGAAAGCCCCGCUGUGAGCUUGUAGAGAGCCGGUGGUCGCUCCACGAUAGUUCAUUGGCCACGUUUGCUUGUGGUAUUUUGAAGACAUCUUGCAGAGCGAUGAAGUCCUUGUUCAGGUUCAUGUACAGUGGUGAUCAUCUAUCGAAUCUUGAUCUAAGUGCAGAAAGGUCUAAUCGCGAACGCGAAUAGAGAGGUUUUAAUUAUUGGCCGGAUGGCUAUGUUUAUGGAGAGAUACCCCUGUGUGACGGGAGCGGCCGUUUCAUCGGCGUCCAGAAGGAUAGGACCGGAUGAUUUAUUUCAAAAAAUGUUAAGGAGGAGGGAGGUGUAAGGGAAGGAGCAACUCGUUUUGAAUUUCGUGAAAGCAUUGGAGGUUGAACCAUGUGACACAUUUGGCGGCGCCGCUCACACAUUUGUGGGUACUGACGACAGCCGAACUGACUAACCACCACUGAAUGGACUUUUGGGUUAUGCGCAGACAUUCAAACACUAACUAGCCCAGGGAGAAGGUGGGCGAGAUUUUUCCAUCCUUCUCCAUGAACGUCUACUUAUUCCUCUUCCUUCUUUGUUUCGCCCCUUUGGCCUCGCAUCGUUAUGGACUAAUGAAAUCCGUCACUACAUUGUACGAAUCCUCUGACCCGCGGGAGCCACCCUCUCCUCCACCUCCCCCAGCGCGAUCACUCCUGUACAGGUCCGUUACAUAUCUCCGUAAAAUAAUAUUCCAGAAGCCGCCGAAACUGAACCGCAAACCCCCACCUCCGCCACCUCCAAGCCCUGAUUAUAGCCGCUUUGCCCCUCCGCCAGUGGUGAAGGCGCCCCACACGCCAUCUCCCGUCUCGCGCUGGUUCAGAAGGUCCGCAUCUGCAAGAGACCGACGAGCAUCCCUGCAGAGAACGUAUUAUCAAAGGGCCCCGCCUCUGAGUUCUUACACUGCGGCUCGCAAUGCCGAGGGAGUCAUCACAAUGAUGUCCUUUCUCGGGACUGAAGGAUCAAACGCGGAUGUUGACAUGGUGGUACUUAUGGCUCACAUCCAAGCGGCAUGCAAGCACAUUGCUGCGAUCCUUUCAUCCCCCAGAGAGUUGCAGUACAAUUAUGAGCCCUACUUCGAGGGUGGGAAGCGGGAUGACUCGAGGUCGUUGAAGAGUAUUUCGAAUUACAUAUUCCAAUUGGCUCUAAGAAACUCAGGAAAAGUGGCAGCAAUCUCAUCUGAAGAGGAUGAGGCACCCAUAUGGUUUGGGGAUGGCCCUUACAUUGUUGUGUUUGAUUCCCUCGAUGGGUUCGAAGAUUUCGAUGAACUCACUCCUACAAGCACCAUGUUCAGCAUCUACCACCGGAUACACGAAGCUGAUCAUCUGCUCUUGGAACAAAAAGCUACCAUAAAUGUGAUGCAACGAGGAGAUAGGCUUGUGGCAGCCGGUUAUACCAUCUAUUCCUCAUCUACGAUGAUGUGUUUCUCUUUAAGGACUGGAUUACAUGGAUUCACUUUAGACCAUGAUGUUGGAGAAUUUGUCUUGACCCAUCCAGACAUUCAAAUUCCUGAACGAGGCAAUGUCUAUUCUGUUGAUGAUGGAAGGUAUUUUGAUUGGCCCCCUGGCUUACGCCACUACGUUGAUAAUAUUCGGCAAGGGCAGGGUCAAAGCUCACAACGAUACUCUGCUAGACACGUUUCCUCCUUAGUUGCCGAUCUGCAUCGAACAAUAUUGUUUGGUGGUAUUGUAAUGAAUCCACGUACACAAUUGCACCUGAUUCAUGAAGCGAAUGCAGUGAGUUUUUUGGUGGAAAAUGGUGGUGGACAAGCCAUAGAUGGUAGGCGCCGAAUCUUGGAGAUUCAACCCACACACUUGCAUCAACGGAUGCCUCUGUUCCUUGGUAGCAGUGCCGACGUUUCAGAGCUUGAAGCGUAUGGCGAUAUUCAGGAAGUUUUUGACCCCAACUCUGAAUCCGAUGAUGAUGGUUACCUUGAUUAGUAGCUUCUCAUGAUCUGAGAUCGUGAUCUGCCUCAAUCCAAAACACCUGAUUGAUGUGACUGUUCUGCUGCAUCAUAGCUCCUUUAGACACUUCACUGCUGAUCAGGGAAGAACCGCUGAUGAGCAACCCCGAGCAACUUAGAGCUUUGGUGGAAUGGAGAACGGGAGGGUUAUAUAGCGGUGAGCAGCUCACAAACGAUGGAAAGACGUGACUUCAUGUCCUUUCAUCGUACACAAUUUUGACAGUUUAUGGAGUGUAUACUUGAAAAUGUAGAUCAACCUUUCCAUAGUGGUACAUCCUGUUUUUCGAGAAUUGGUAGGUGACACUUUUGAGCUUGGAGAUACAAAUUCGUGUGAUUUUCGAAAAAAAGCGUUAAAGUUUUGCCCAUUGCCAAUGUAUCAUUCUUCACGUCUAAAGCUAGUCUUUAUCUUUGUGCUGU